This is a messenger RNA of Girardinichthys multiradiatus, 2148 nucleotides long. RefSeq names its product dysbindin. NCBI's taxonomy places the organism in Eukaryota, Metazoa, Chordata, Actinopteri, Cyprinodontiformes, Goodeidae. The record is from RefSeq and is a predicted model, not a curated record. The transcript is spliced from 4 exons. Gene Ontology annotation, cellular component: cytoplasm. Gene Ontology annotation, biological process: negative regulation of protein kinase activity. Bases 364 to 981 code for a protein of 205 amino acids.
GUGUGUGUGUGUGUGUCAGUAUGUAUGUGAGUGUGUGAGAGAGACUUGGCGAGGCAGCCAAGAUGAGAGUUAGAAGCAGUAGAGGGAAAACCUGGGGAAAAAACAGCUAAUCAGUCAGAGGGGGAGGGAGGGAGUCAGCGAGCACAGCAAAAAGGCAGAGCAGGGAAGAAGAAAGAGAGAUAAAGGGGAAUGUGAGGGUACUAUCAGUGACGGUUCAAGGCACCAAAGUCAGAAGAAAUGCAGUGACUAGAUGACCAUCUACUACUCUCGCACCAGCAUUCUAUCCUGGAGCCUUGACAGGAGAAAAAAAUACACACUCAGUCAAAGGUAAACAGUCUUCAGCCAGCCCCAAAUCACUGGAUCAUGUCAUCUGCUGGCUCGACAAACCACAACAAGCGUCUGGCAUCUGAAAAGGACAACUCCCAGAAUUUGCUUGAUAAUGAUUCUGCUCAGCAUAUGAAGCUAAGGGACAGGCAACGGUUCUUUGAAGACGUCUACCAGCAUGAUGUGGAAAACCACCUGCCCUCUACCCAUCUACAGGUCGACUGCAGGAAACCCCCCAUAGGCAGUAUUUCUUCUAUGGAGGUGAAUGUGGACACUCUGGAACAGAUGGAUCUGAUGGACAUAUCAGAUCAAGAAGCCCUUGAUGUGUUCCUCAACUCAGGCUCAGUUGGUGAUGAAGGAGCCCUGGCCUCUCCGCUACCAGUUAUAGAUUGUGGGGACGAUGAUGAAGAUGAGGAGGAUGAAGAAACUGAGGUUGUCUACAGGGAUCGCGCACCACUGCAACGGCAAAAAGAAGUCUACCGCGGCUCGCAGUCUCGAUUCUCUUCAACAUCAUCUGGUUCCAGUGUGACCAGUGCAGGUGGAGCUGACACACCAGUGAUCCAGUCCGAUGAUGAAGAAGUGCAUGCCGACACUCUGCUGCUAACCUCCGUUCCCCACAUAAGAGAUGAAGAAACAGAGGAAGAAGAUGAAGAAUAAAUAUGAUUUUCAACAGCCCAUAAAACAGACUGAGUUCUUCUCAUUCCCUCUGUGCAUUUGCAUUCUUUUCUUAUUUGCUGAAACGCCCAGCAUGGUUGGGUCAACUGUGAUUAGAUCUGUCCUUUGAACUGUGCAGUUUUCUUUACAAUUUAAUAACUAACCACUUUUGUUUUUACAAGUUCUGUGGCACAGUCAAUAGUUUCUUGGCAGUUGUGUCAAAUGACUUUUAUUUUAAUUAUAUGAGUCAUUCUUUUCUUCUGCACAAACUUGUUCUUGUUGACAUAAAACAAGCUCAGUUUUACUCCUCAAACUGCCGGGGGGGAAUCCCUGUGUCUCUUUAACAUUCAGUUUCUUAACAGCUAUGUGAAGGACUGAAAAGGGUAGCACCACUUGGUCCCAUUCCAAAUAGGCUAUAUGACCAAAUUCACACUUGUUGCACGCAUGCGGCCUCCAUUUAAAGAUUAGGUGACUUCUAGGAACAACUAGUUGCACUGGAAAAAAGUGAGACUCAGUAUCAGUUGUAAACAACAAACAUAUGAUGCAGUUUAAAGAAAGUACACAGAAAACAAAUCAAACGAAAUAAAUUCUUAUAUUAAAGGCCAAAUUGAGCCAAUAUCAAAUGGACUGCUUUGGUACGCUAUAAAGCAAUGAAAACAUGCAACACAGUAUUAAAGGAAUAAGCAGUUAAAGCCUCUGUUAGGCCAGCUAAUGGAACCUUUUCUCUUAAGGUCACAUUAUUUUAAAAUUUGUAAAUUAUGCCAUUCAUUAAUUAUGUUGUAUAAUAAAACACAGUCAAUAUUUUUGGCAAAUGGGAUUGUGCAACAUACCUGAGUACCAUGUUUUGCAGUCUUUUUGAAGGCAAAUAUCAUCUCCAAACAGGUGUAACAAAACUUCCACGAGUACCUGCUCAACAGCAUGGCUUACCUUACAUCGUUGUAACCCUUCUCUAUUGUUUAGGGACUUCAUUGCUGUUUAGGUAAGGAUUUGUAGUUUAACUAUGACGCAUAAAAGUGACAGAUCUUUGCUUAAAGAGCUCAAAGUGUUCAGAGGAAAUAUGCAGUUUAAGGGUGGUCUGUGCAUAUUUUGGAAACUGGCUUUUCUCAUCAGAAACUUAAAUUGGGUUUAAUUUUCUUUUAUAUUUAAAAUAAAAAUAAAAAUCCCAGGCAA